AUGCAUUCCGUGGAUGCCUUCCGACAGACCGUAAGUGGUGAUGUUGAACCCGUUCGAGCUCUUCACCGUACAAUCAGGUAUAGUGUCGGAUCAUCUUGCGGCUCCAGUUAUCGCCCUGACUUGUUCAAUCUUGGUCUUCACCUCCAAACUUCAGACCAAUAUGAAGCCUUGGCCAAGCAUAUUUUGGACAAUACUAAAACGGUAUCUACGAUUCCUGGAAGGGUGCGCCAGCCGUGCUGCUCAGUACAGCAGAACCCCGAUGACAAGCUCGAGUCAAGCAAGGGCGCCUCAACAUCUCUAACCAGCUCUAGGGCCGUGCAGCUCAAUCAGCAACAAUAUGAACUGUUUUCCGAUUACGCUCACCCUGGAAGACGAGAGAAAGAAACGGAACCGACUCAUCAAGCGCAAGUCUCGUAUGUGGCAAGAUAUCGAAAGUUGUUGCGGAUGGCGAAACCAGAUGUUGCGCUUAACAACGGACUACGUGACUUUCCUCUCGACGAUGCUCUUGAGCAAGUGUCCCAUGCAUACUUCGACAUGCUGCCACCUGAAAUGAAUGCAGCCACAGAACCGGAAAAGGCUCUUAAUUCAGAGGUGCUGGCGUGCAAUUCACCGGUCAACUCUUUCCUCUCAGGCUGGCCCCUCGGAUCGGGCAACCACAAAGAGAUAAUCAACACUUCCGACUCCGGCUUUGCAAAAGAACUUCAGAAUCUGCUACAGUGGACAACUGAAGUCAACCAAGUCAACUUCGACAACUUAUUGUGUGAGUCCGCUAUGGAGCUCGCUCGGCUAGGCGCGUCACCCACGAUCUCAUCGCAUACCGAGCCCGCGUUGCAUCAUGCGGUGAUGUUAGGUAGACAGGAUAUCGUGCGGCUGCUCCUGCACCACAAGGCUUUGGUGGACUCUCUUAAUAGCAGUGGAAUGAGCCCACUGCAUAUUGCUGUUAGCCAAGGAGACAGGCUGAUGGUACGGCUGCUAUUGCUGCAUUUCCCCAACGUGAACUUGAGGGAUGGUACAGGGCGCAGAGCUUUGGACAUUGCCAUUGGUAAUGGGGACGCGGCGAUAGUGCAGCUGCUUCUUGCGAAUGGUGCAGUUGUAUGA
Molecule: messenger RNA, 1098 nt
Organism: Purpureocillium lilacinum
Lineage: Eukaryota; Fungi; Ascomycota; Sordariomycetes; Hypocreales; Ophiocordycipitaceae
Source: RefSeq, a predicted model, not a curated record